Molecule: messenger RNA, 660 nt
Organism: Cantharellus anzutake
Lineage: Eukaryota; Fungi; Basidiomycota; Agaricomycetes; Cantharellales; Hydnaceae
Exons: 2
Coding region: 101-385 (94 amino acids)
Source: RefSeq, a predicted model, not a curated record
AUCAGUUUGAAUUGACAGCGUUUCUUUCUGAUUCGACACGUUGAACACUACUAGCAGCUCCAACUUUACCGAGCAACUUCCCCGGGAAGUGGUACUACCUAUGUUGUUUUGUAGGUAUCAUUCUGGGUUGGAAGUCCUUUAUAAUGCAAAAAUUAAGCACCAUUUUGAUCUUUACUUCGGCCCCAUUCCCAAUGAACUCCAUGAACUUUCUCUGGUUGAAGAAGCACUGAUUGCUCGACGGCGUGCCAAAACAAGGAUCAUACAUCUGCAAGACAACGUCUCACACCACAGGACCCACCUCUUCAUCCACGCUUCCUACUGCUCAAAGAGCCCUCAAGGGUCACGUCAUAGUAUUUCCUGCUCAACCAGACGCCCAAUACAGUGAUGCGUAUUACGUUCCAUUUUGCACACUUUCAGAUCGGGAUGCCUGUGUUCACGAUGGCACCCCAUUGUUUUCUUUUGAAUCAAAUGUAGUUCGGAAGUAUGUACACAUAGCUACACAGCGUGAUUUCUGAGAAGCGGAAUGUAAACAAUGCGGAGAUUGCUUAUGUAACUUUCAAAAUCGCCAGGCGGCGUCCACCAGUUAUUUUAUGUAGUUAUGUCCUUAGCGUAAUAUCCAUUGUAAUCAGGGCCAAAUUUGUCACGGUCAAUACAUUGUGG